CGGCUAAUUACCACACGUUAAUUAAAACACUGGGAGUGGGACUUUGUUGUAGGAAUGGAGACAGUUUAAAGGGCUGAAGGCGAGAUUUUGGUAGAUUUUCUUUCACCAGGUUUGAAAGGUUUGGACUCGUUUCGCCCCCUCUGGUUUCGGUGACGUUUUCCAGACAAACCGGACCCACAUUUAUUCCUAAUUUAACGCCACAACACAUUGGUUUCUCUCUUGUUUCAUCAUGGCAACGAGGAAAGCCAGCAGUGCGCCGGACACGGUGACUACCUCCCCCGCCAGGAGCCAGAGCCAGAGCCGGUCGAGGAGCGGGAGUCCCACCGGCGGCGUGCAGGCGUCCGAGGCGGCGGGCGGAGGGGCGGAGAUGUUCGCUGAGUUUCAGGACUGGUGCUUGCGGACGUACGGGGACUCCGGCAAGACCAAGACCGUGACCCGGCGUAAGUACCACAAAAUCCUCCAGACGCUGAUCCAGGGGGACGAGGAGAACAGCAACAACGGGGGGUUCGUGCACGAGAAGAGCAACAACCACAUCAACGCCAAAUUCAAAUUCUGGGUCAAGUCCAAAGGCUUCAGGGUCGGGACGCUGCAGGACGGCAAGACCGGGUCACCGGACAGACCGGUGCUGUACGUCCCCAUCAAGGCGACGUGUGUGGAUGGAGUGUCAGGUGUGGACUCGUCCUUGAAGCGCGUGGCGGUGGUGGAGGAUUUCUUCGACAUCAUCUAUGCCAUGCAUGUGGAGAUCAGCACCGACCCCAGCAAAUCCCCGAAACACGCCGGCCAGAAGAAGACCUACAAAGCUAUAGCCGAGACGUACGCCUUCCUACCCAGAGAGGCGGUGACUCGUUUCCUGAUGAGCUGUGGAGAGUGUCAGAAGAGGAUGCACAUUAGCACCACAGGACAGGACUACAAAGAGAACGACAGGCCGAGCUCUCUGGUGUUGGAGGUGAUCGACUACAACAUGCCUCUCACCACCACCUACAUGAAGCACAUGAAGCUGCAGUGCAUGAGCAACAGCAAGGAUGACGGUUCAGUGAGCAGCGAGGAGGAGGCAGAAAUGAGCGAGCCCACAUGGCUAGCAGCUGAUUUGGGAGCAGCGUCUCCAGGAGAGAGGAUGCGCCACAGUCCCCAGAACACACACAGCAAGGAGGACGACGAGGAUUCCUCAUCAGAGAGCGGCAGUGGAAAUGGCCUGCCUGCCCUGACCCCGCCCUCCUCAGCUGUAACAGACGGCACAAUAGUCAGGGAAACGGAGGUCAUCAAUGGGAACGGUGGCCCAGCCCCACUGGACUUCAGCACGCCUACUUCCUCCUCCUCCUCGUCUGAGGACCAGCAGCCGAUGAACCUGAGUGACCCUCCCCCUCAGCGACUGCCCCUGUCCACCUCACAUCUGCCCGUCACUGUGUCGGCUGCGGCUGCGGCGCUGCUCGGAGCUCUGCAUCCCAGCGCGCCCGAGGAGCUCCGCAGGAAGUACCCACUGGCUGCCAAACCUCCCUUGGCUCCUCACCCUGCCCUGCCUCUGCCGCACACACACACCCCUCACACACAUAAUGCACACACUCCCAACACACACUCCCAGUCCCACACACACACUGCCGAGCUGCGAUUGGACCGAGAUGGCAGGGACUAUGGGGGCAAGUCCCCCCAGUACAGUUCGGGUGGCAGCUACGACAGCGUGAAGAUGGACCUGGGUGCCGAGGACCUGACCACAGGGCGCCAGGUCACCCCUGAUGAUGAUGAUGAUGACCAUGAUGACCACGACGACAACGACAAGAUCAACGACACAGAGGGAGUCGACCCAGAGAGACUAAAGGCCUUUAAUAUGUUUGUGCGUCUGUUUGUGGACGAGAACUUGGAUCGGAUGGUUCCCAUCUCUAAACAGCCCAAGGAAAAGAUCCAGGCCAUCAUCGAGUCCUGCAGCAGACAGUUCCCAGAAUUCCAGGAACGCGCCCGCAAGCGCAUCCGCACCUACCUCAAAUCCUGCCGACGCAUGAAGAAGAGCGGCAUGGAGACCCGUCCUACUCCACCUCACCUUACCUCAGCCAUGGCUGAGAACAUCCUGGCUGCUGCCUGCGAGAGCGAAUCACGCAACGCCGCAAAGAGGAUGCGCCUCGAUGCCUAUCAUGAUGACCAGAUCUCUCUGGACAAGCCGUCCAGUGGUGGAGGGAGUCUGAGGGAGCCGGCGACCUUGGCUCACUCCGCCUACUCCUUGGCCGCAUCCGCCUUCUCCUCCCAGGAUACCCAGCUCUACAUCAACGGAGCUGGCCUUAGCUAUGGUUACCGUGGAUACCCGGGCCUGGGAGCUGCCAUGCAACACCCUGUUUCCCUGACGACAGGCGCUGCUGCUCAGAGCAACGGCCCUACAGACCUCAGCAUGAAAUCUCUCUCCUCUACCAACAUCAGUAACUCCACCUCCUCAGCCUCCACCAACAACUGCCUGGGUGGGCGGGGCAGCGGGGUGGAGAGGGGCGGGGCGUCCACCCAGCUCAGCCAACCGGAGAUCACCGCCGUGCGUCAGCUGAUUGCCGGCUACAGAGAGUCAGCCGCCUUCCUGCUGCGCUCGGCAGACGAGUUGGAGAACCUCAUCCUGCAGCAGAACUGAUUCAGGGGAAACGUGGGAGAACACACACACACACACAUACUCAAACACAAACACACACACAUUUCCCAUUAUGUUUGUUUUGUGUCCGUCUGUGUCCCCCGUCUCUCCUAAAUCAAGCUGAACACCAGACCUCUUGUUUUUGCUGUUCCCUCCUUCAGAAAAUGUGGCCAGUUUUCAUUUUCUAGAGGAAAAAAGUGGGAAACUGGGAUACAGGGAGGGAGACAAAUCCCUCCCCACCAUCCCCGAAACAAUCCCCCACAACCUCAAUGCAUCCAUUCCAUUGAUUCUGCCUGAGGAAGAGAACAAAUUAGAAAAAAGGAGCAUACGGUCUCUGAAGGAAUCUCUUCCUUUCCUCUCUGGAAGCUCCUCACAAUCAGCACUACACUCCGAGCGAAGGAGUGUGGAGGAGAGAAAGAGAGGAGGAGGAGGAGGAUAAAGAGGAGUGAAGCUUGGAGGAAGAGUAAAGAUGACUGCAGGGCUGUUGAUUCUGCUGCUGUGGUUUCAGAAGAAAAAGACUUUGCCUCGUUCUGGAUCGAGAAGUAAAGUUUUUGCUUUUUGUUUGUCGGGAGCCUCAUGGCCAACGCCGUCGAUCAUAACAAUUUUAAAAAAUAAUAAAUAUUGACUCCCUAAAU
Molecule: messenger RNA, 3234 nt
Organism: Anoplopoma fimbria (sablefish)
Lineage: Eukaryota; Metazoa; Chordata; Actinopteri; Perciformes; Anoplopomatidae
Product: nucleolar protein 4-like
Source: RefSeq, a predicted model, not a curated record